This is a messenger RNA of Colias croceus (clouded yellow), 2804 nucleotides long. It is a transcript of the gene Cul1, whose product is annotated as cullin-1. Bases 412 to 2766 code for a protein of 784 amino acids. The record is from RefSeq and is a predicted model, not a curated record. The transcript has 21 exons. Gene Ontology annotation, biological process: protein ubiquitination; SCF-dependent proteasomal ubiquitin-dependent protein catabolic process. Gene Ontology annotation, molecular function: ubiquitin protein ligase binding. Lineage: Eukaryota; Metazoa; Arthropoda; Insecta; Lepidoptera; Pieridae. Gene Ontology annotation, cellular component: SCF ubiquitin ligase complex.
AACAUUGGCAUUUUCUUGCUCUUUCAUGUAUUUUUCUUUUCAUUUGUGGUGAUUUGACUACGUGAAAUGGUUUAACUGAAACAAGGCCUAUUUAUUAACAUUUCACAGUAAUGCAAAUUUAUUCUUCACAAGAAGAUAUUGCAACAUAACGUAGAGUAAUCUAAAUAAAUUACUUUUGUACUUGGUGUUAUAUUAUCCUAAAGUGAAAUGUGGUCGAUGACAGUGUAAAACGGGUGCUUGAUACAAUCUCCAAGCACGACCCAGCUGACAGGCGUUGAAUGACCCAAAAUUAUGCUACUGUAAAUAUAUAUAGUGAUCGUGAUCUCGUAUUAGUGUAAUAUAAUCGCAUGAUAAUAAUAAUCGAGUUGUGAUUUGUGAAAUUGGUGCAAUCGUGUGUAUGAUAAUAUAGCGAUGAGCUCGAACGUUAGGAUGUCGGUGCCGCCGCCGCCCUUGCGGCAAAUCGAUUUGGACCAGAUAUGGGGCGACCUGCGAGAGGGCAUCGAACAAGUAUACAAGAGGCAACACAUGUCAAAGUUGAGAUAUAUGGAAUUAUAUACGCACGUAUACAACUACUGUACGUCCGUACAUCAGCAGAGCGGUGGGCCCGUGAGUAGGGGUAGCAACACCUCGAGCAGACUUCCGUUUGGGAGUGGCAAGAAAAUGACGGGUCAAGUGCCAGGCGGCGCGCAAUUGGUUGGACUGGAACUCUACAAGAGGCUGAGGGAAUUCCUAAGAAUGUAUCUUAUAAAUUUGUUGAAGAACGGCGCAGACCUCAUGGGCGAAGAUGUGCUAGCCUUCUACACUAAACAGUGGGAGGAGUAUCAGUUCUCGUCUCGCGUACUGAACGGCGUGUGCUCCUACCUUAACAGGCAUUGGGUCAAGCGGGAGUGUGAAGAAGGCAGGAAGGGUAUAUACGAAAUAUAUCAACUUGCGUUGGUGACGUGGCGCGACAAUCUGUUCAAGUGCCUAAACAAACAGGUGACGAAUGCUGUGCUGAAAUUGAUUGAACGCGAGCGGAACGGAGAGACGAUCAACACUCGGCUCGUUUCUGGGGUAAUCAACUGCUAUGUAGCCCUUGGCCUCAACGAAGAGGAACCAUCAGCUCGAGGCCAGAACCUCGCCGUGUAUAAGGAGACAUUCGAAGCCAUCUUCCUUGAGGACACGGAGAGAUUCUAUACAAGAGAAAGUACGGAUUUCCUGAGGAACAAUCCGGUCACUGAAUAUAUGAUUAAGGCGGAACAAAGGUUACAAGAGGAACAGAGGCGUGUGCAAGUGUAUCUCCACGAAACGACCAUGGAAAGACUGGCCAAGACCUGCGACAGAGUUCUCAUCGAGAAACACCUGGAGAUAUUCCACGCUGAGUUCCAGAAACUCCUAGACGCUGACAAGAACGCGGACCUAGGUCGUAUGUACAGCCUGGUGGCUCGUAUACCGGACGGUCUGUGUGAGUUGCGGCGUUUGCUCGAGCAGCACAUACACGCGCAGGGGCUGCAGGCGAUCGACAAGUGCGGGGAGAGCGCUCAUACGGAUCCCAAAGUAUACGUGUCCACUAUACUGGAAGUGCACAAGAAAUAUAACGCGCUAGUGUUGGUAGCGUUCAACAAUGACUCUGGUUUCGUAGCUGCUUUGGACAAGGCUUGCGGACGGUUUAUUAACAGCAACGCAGUGACUAAAGCGGCGAAUUCGUCGUCCAAAAGCCCGGAGCUAUUGGCCAAAUAUUGCGAUCUGUUGUUGAAGAAAUCUAGCAAGAAUCCAGAGGAAGCAGAAUUGGAAGAUACGCUGAAUCAAGUGAUGGUUGUAUUCAAAUACAUAGAGGACAAGGACGUUUUCCAAAAGUUCUACAGUAAAAUGCUGGCCAAGAGACUUGUGCAGCAUAUGUCUGCUAGCGAUGACGCUGAGGCUUCAAUGAUCUCAAAGUUAAAACAGGCGUGCGGUUUCGAAUACACAAGCAAAUUGCAAAGAAUGUUCCAGGACAUAGGCGUAUCGAAGGAUCUGAACGAGAACUUCCGCAAGCACAUAGCGAACAGCAGCGAAGCGCCGCUGCACAUUGACUUCAGCAUACAAGUGCUCUCCUCCGGCUCGUGGCCCUUCCAGCAGUCCACCUCCUUCCAGCUGCCCACCGAGUUGGAGCGUUCAGUGCACCGUUUCACAACGUUCUACUCGUCUCAGCACUCGGGCAGAAAGCUCAACUGGCUCUAUAACAUGAGCAAGGGCGAGCUUGUCACCAAUUGUUUUAAGAACAGAUACACACUACAAGCGAGCACGUUCCAAAUGGCUGUACUCCUGCAGUACAACGACAACACGUCGUGGAGUGUCCGUCAGUUGGAGCAUCAUACUGGUAUCAAGGGGGACUUUUUGAUACAGGUGUUACAAAUCCUUCUAAAAGCGAAACUGCUGGUGUGCGCGGAUGAUGAGUCGGAGCUAACCGAGUCGUCGGUUGUUGAACUGUAUUUAGGAUAUAAGAACAAAAAACUGCGCGUGAACAUAAACAUACCGCUAAAAACGGAACUGAAGGUGGAACAAGAGGCGACACACAAACACAUUGAGGAGGACAGGAAGAUGCUCAUACAGGCCGCCAUAGUCCGUAUAAUGAAGACGCGGAAGACGCUAAAGCACCAGCACUUGGUGGUGGAAGUGUUGAACCAACUGUCGUCGCGGUUUAAACCGCGCGUGCCCGUUAUAAAGAAAUGUAUCGACAUACUAAUCGAGAAGGAGUACCUAGAGCGCACGGAGGGCGAGAAGGACACGUACAGCUAUCUCGCGUGAUCACUCGUUGUAACAGAAUAAAUGUAACAAUAUUAUCA